UUUUACGUUUGAUUGUUGGCAAUGUCCAUUAUCUUGUCUGCCUCAGUGGUCCGUGUGAGAGAUGGACUCCCUUUAUCUGCUUCUACCGAUUAUGAACAAAACACAGCCGUACAGGAAUGCCGAAAGUACUUUAAAGGUCUUGCAAAGAGACUCACUGAACUUCCAGACCGAUGCACCUUGCAAACAGGAAAGUAUAACAUAAACUUUAUUAGUUCCCUGGGAGUGAGUUACAUGAUGCUCUGCACCGAAAAUUACCCCAACGUCCUUGCCUUCUGCUUCCUGGAUGAGCUUCAAAAAGAGUUCAUUACCACAUACAACAUGAUGAAGACGAAUACAGCAGUCAGACCAUACUGUUUCAUUGAAUUUGAUAAUUUUAUUCAGAGGACCAAACAAAGAUACAACAAUCCACGAUCUCUGUCAACAAGGAUAAAUCUUGCUGACAUGCAAACAGAAAUUAGACUGAGACCACCUUAUCAGAUUUUGCUGUCAGAACUCUGUUCGACCAAUGGAUAUCCCUAUGGAUCUCUACAAGAAAACAAAGAUACAAGAAAAAUGUCUCCAGCCCCUCACCAACGACUGGAACCUGUGACACUACCGGGAAUUGUUUCCUUUCUUCUCAGCCUUUUAUGUGCUGCUUUGAAUUUAAUUCGUGGUUUUCAUGCUAUAGAGAGUCUUCUACAGGUACCCUAUCGUUUAACUAUGAUCCUUAUUUUUUCUUUGCAGUGCUAUCUGUUUGCGUACUGCAUGAGCUGGCGGAACAUUAAAUCUUUCCUAACGUUUGGCUUAAUCUGCUUGUGUAAUAUGUACCUUUAUGAAUUGCGCAAUCUCUGGCAGAUCUUUUUUCAUGUGACAGUGGGUGCUUUUUUAACGUUGCAAAUCCGGCUAAGGCAGCCACAAGGAAAAGCUCCUGAUUACAAUGUGUGACGGAUGUCCUCUGAUAGUUUCACGGCAAACUUCAUCCAAACAGUAUUCUUCUCAGGAAUGAAAAGCUUUGGUGUGCGAAGAGAAGUUCCAUGUACUCUGAGGCACUAAUAAGUCGGCAAUGAAAUUCUUCCUCAAAGAAUUUUUUUUUUAAAAAAAAACAAAGUUCGGGAACUAAUUGGGGUACAAAUGCAAUCCAAUGCUGGAGUAUAUACCCCAAGGAUAAAUGAGAAUUCGGAGGGCAGCAUGAAAAGCUCCAUUUUUCAGAACACUGACAACGACAAGAAUCUGUAUUGGACCUGCUCGGCAUAUUAAGUGAUUUCUUCAGUCCCAAACCAGUUUUGCCUUUGUGAGGCAAGAGAAAAGGCUGAAAUAAAGGGAUGGUAUUGCAUAUUAACAAACAGUUCGGUAUGAAUGAAUUCCUAAAUGCUAGAUUAUUGGAUUGCACAUAAAUUUAAUGGUGUGUGUCUGCAUUUUCCUUAAUUAAAACCUAACCCGGAAACCA
This is a messenger RNA of Protobothrops mucrosquamatus (brown spotted pit viper), 1426 nucleotides long. RefSeq names its product SEC22 homolog A, vesicle trafficking protein (gene SEC22A). The transcript is spliced from 5 exons. The coding region runs from base 22 to 924 and encodes 300 amino acids. Gene Ontology annotation, biological process: endoplasmic reticulum to Golgi vesicle-mediated transport. The record is from RefSeq and is a predicted model, not a curated record. NCBI's taxonomy places the organism in Eukaryota, Metazoa, Chordata, Lepidosauria, Squamata, Viperidae.